CUCUUUUUUCUUUUUUUCCCUUUUUUUUUUUCUUUUUUUAUCUUCUUUAUAUUAGCAAAAGAUGAAUGGAUUAAAAGGGAUAGAACCGCAUAAAGUCACCAAAGUAUCUGCAAAAGACGGAAAAACAGGCCAAGAAAUUCAGCUUCACUAUACCAAAUAUAAAAUUGCUGGAAAUGGAUCAUUUGGUGUUGUUUAUCAAGCAAAGUUGUUACAAACAGGUGAGGAUGUUGCCAUAAAGAAAGUCCUGCAAGAUAAGCGAUUCAAGAACCGUGAGUUACAAAUCAUGAAGAGUGUGACCCAUCAAAAUGUAGUGGCCUUAAAAGCCUUUUUUUAUUCCCAGGGCGACUCAAAGAAGGAUGAGGUCUAUUUGAAUCUGGUUUUGGAAUACGUACCUGAAACAUUGUAUCGUGCAACAAGACACUAUGCAAAGUCCAAACAGUCUAUGCCAUCUCUCUAUGUUAAAUUAUACACGUACCAAAUAUUGCGUUCAUUGGCCUAUAUACAUUCUGUUGGCAUAUGUCAUCGUGAUAUCAAGCCUCAAAAUUUGCUUUUAGAUCCAGCCACAGGUGUAGUUAAGCUCUGUGAUUUCGGAAGCGCAAAAAUACUAUUACCCGAUGAGCCCAAUGUAUCAUACAUUUGCUCUCGUUAUUAUCGCGCUCCCGAGUUAAUAUUUGGAGCCACAAAUUACACCGUGACAAUUGAUGUUUGGUCUACUGGAUGUGUGAUGGCUGAAUUGAUGUUGUCUCAACCUCUAUUUCCAGGCGAGAGUGGUAUCGAUCAAUUAGUCGAGAUUAUCAAAGUAUUAGGUACACCUACUAAAGAGCAACUACUGUCUAUGAAUCCCAACUAUACAGAGCAUCGCUUCCCACAAAUAAAGCCUCACCCAUUUGCCAAGGUAUUCAAGCCAAAAACUUCACCUGAAGGCAUUGAUUUUGUAGCCUUAUUAUUACAAUACUCUCCUCUCAAGAGACUAUCUGCCAUCGAAGCUUUAGCCCAUCCUUAUUUUGAUGAAUUACGUGAUCCUACUACCAAAAUGUUAAAUGGCAAGGAUCUACCUAAACUAUUCAACUUUACAAAACACGAGCUUACCAUAAGACCCGAUCUUACCUCCAUAUUAGUACCACAGGCAUAAAUCAUAGAUUUAAACCCUUCCCCUCUGCUAUCCAUACCCUUCCUCAAACACACUAUUUUUUUUUUAAUGUAAUAUAUAUCUUUUUCUUUUUUUUUUUUUAUUAUUCCCUUUUACAAUUUUUUAGCUUUUCUUUCUGUCUCAAAGAUGAGAGCUCGCCAGAACUUCAUAACAAAUACCAAAGCAUCUUCAUCC
This is a messenger RNA of Mucor mucedo, 1324 nucleotides long. Its product is annotated as kinase-like domain-containing protein. The transcript has 6 exons. Gene Ontology annotation, biological process: protein phosphorylation; signal transduction. Gene Ontology annotation, cellular component: cytoplasm. Bases 62 to 1132 code for a protein of 356 amino acids. Gene Ontology annotation, molecular function: ATP binding; protein serine/threonine kinase activity; protein serine/threonine/tyrosine kinase activity. The record is from RefSeq and is a predicted model, not a curated record. NCBI's taxonomy places the organism in Eukaryota, Fungi, Mucoromycota, Mucoromycetes, Mucorales, Mucoraceae.